GCUGCUUCGUGGAAACAUGAAGCGUUGGCUCUCUGGAUGAACAUUUAAAAUCUUGCUGCUCAUGAGUGGGAAAGUGAGAGGCAUUUCAGAGGACAUGGAUCGACAGAUUGUACAGGCGGUAUGCGAUGAGGACACAAUGUCGUCUACCUCGGUGGGAAUGUCAGAUCUGUCCGAUGAGAUCCUGCUGUGCAUCCUCCGCCAUGUUCCAGUGUGUGACCUGCUGCUGAAUGUGGCCAACGUCUGCCACAAAUUACAGACACUGUGCCAUGAUAAGACCCUGCUCACACACGUCAGCCUGUCUGAGGAGUAUCUGGCUGAUGAUGUUAUGGUUCAGCAGAUAUUGAAGCAGCUAGCCAAUCGCGUGCAGUCUCUGAGCCUGAACGGUUGCUACUGGCUGUCUGGCUCGACCAUGGAUCAUCUUGCUCGCUGCAGGGCAGUGACGCACCUCGAUGUCACCGGCUGUCGCCUCACUUCCAUUCGUCUGUCCCGUCUCCUCUCCUCCCUCUCUUUACUCAGAUCACUUGCUUUUGAUGUGACACCGGGCUUCAACUCUGCUCAGCUUAGUUCAGAGGCAGUGGGUUCACUGAGCCGCCUGUCAGAGCUCAGACAGACACUGCUGACACCAAGUUAUGGUGUGGUGCCGUGCUGCGCCCAACUCCGCAAGCUGAUGCUACAGUUUGACAUCCCAGAUGUGACCAGAGAGGGUGUCGGUGUUUGCUGUCAGUUAAUGGUCGGUCAAAGCAGUGUGCCACAUUACCAGCAGCUGGAGGAGUUCACUGCGAGGCUGGCUCCAGGAGAGGUAAACCAGACCUUGCUCCUUCUCUACCUGGCAGUGUUCAGUGUUCAUGUUCCAAAGCGUCUCAGAGUUUUCCUCAUCUCGAUUCCUGGUCCAAACCCUGCUCACUGGCCCGCUGCCCCCUCACUGGCCCAGAGCUUGGGUCAACGAGGUGACCUGGAGGCCCUGCAGCUGCCUCGGUCCUGGCUGGACUCCUUGUCACUGAAGAGAGCUCUGGAGGGAAACAGUCCGAAGCACCUCAGCUUCAGCCGCUGCCCGGCGUUGUGGCCACAGGUGUUCCAGUCGCUGCUGGAGGGAGGACUCAGAGAUGCUACACAGCUGACUAGCCUGAACCUCAGCGGGAUCAACCAGGUCCUUUACUCAGAGUGUAGGAAUGUGGAAGAUCACCUGGAUCCUGGGAGAAUAAGCCAGUUGGCAGUUGGCUGCUUCAACAUUAAACACCUAAACCUGAUGCACACACACUAUCAUCAUGAACACUCACCUGGGCUAGGUGGGGAAACACACCUGUGUGCCAGCUUGGUCAAAUUCAGACACCUGCGCUCUCUCACUCUGCCUGCCUGCACUCUGUCAGACGGCUUAAACACACAUCACAUCUCCACAAACAACACGUCUCCCUCUCAGUUGUUCCUGGGGCUAAAGAAAGUUCCACGUGUGGGGCUCCAGAUUUACAAGCCCGAUUCAGAGUCUUUGUCAAGGGACAGCACCUCAGGGCUCGCUCAGCUCCUAGCUGGCUGCUCUUUUUUAGAGACCCUAGAGCUCAUUGGCCCAGGUUUUGUCUCUACGCUGCCUCGGCUUGAGCCCUGCACUCGUGCCAGCGUGGAGCCUCGUGGUAUGUGUGCGUGGGCUCGAGGAGUUGGCGAUACGCAUUUGGCCGCACUUGAGGCUCUGCCUCGAUUACGUCGCCUGACUCUGGCUGGGCUUCCUGGGGUCUUAAAGGGAACAGGGCUGGUACAGCUGGCCAGGCAGUGCAGAGACCUACAGGUUUUGUCCAUUGCCAACAUGGGAUCACUAAAAACCAUGAACUACACCCCUGCCUUGCUGGAGACGUUGAAACAGUGCACACAGCUGCAGGAACUCAGGUUAGAGCAGCCCUACCUGAAUGCCAACGCGUCAUUCUUUGAGGCGCUGUCCUCCUGCUCUCGUCUGCAACGUCUCUGCCUCAUCUCACGUAGCGGCACCUUUGACCCGUCAGCCACAGAAGCCUUCAUGGAGCGAUGCUGUCAUGUCAUCAUGUGCCACAUGUUCAUGGGCGGCACCUUGGUGGCUUGCCGCACACUGCAGAAAGCUCUGCUGGACAAAUUUUCAGUGGAGCGCUCAGCUCUGAGUGUGGUCAUCUAUCCGUUACAACAUGAAGACCUGCCUUCAGUCAUCAGAGAUAUCCCACUAACACUGCUGGAUCGGAUAACUUUGUUCCAGAGCCAUGUGGCCCAACCACCACAUUUAUCCCCAUUGUGACAUGACCAGAAAACUUCAGUGUGAUUGGUGCUCCACAGCUGAGGUACACAGACUGUUUUUUUUCUGCAGGAAAAGAAAAUCACAAAUGAAAGAGACUGAUUGUCAUCU
Messenger RNA from Seriola dumerili (greater amberjack), 2359 nucleotides. RefSeq names its product F-box and leucine rich repeat protein 18 (gene fbxl18). Lineage: Eukaryota; Metazoa; Chordata; Actinopteri; Carangiformes; Carangidae. The coding region runs from base 62 to 2251 and encodes 729 amino acids. The record is from RefSeq and is a predicted model, not a curated record. Gene Ontology annotation, cellular component: SCF ubiquitin ligase complex. Gene Ontology annotation, biological process: SCF-dependent proteasomal ubiquitin-dependent protein catabolic process. Gene Ontology annotation, molecular function: protein binding. The transcript has 7 exons.